AUGAGUCGUGGAGCCGACGCAAAGCAACUCGCUGGCCAGUCCGAGGUCAUUCGGCUCCUUGAGGCCGAUACUGUGCCAUGGUACAAGAAGCCCAAUCUCCGGUUCCUCUACUUCUGCCUUGUUCCAGCAGCGCUCGGCGUCGAGAUGACGACUGGCUACGACGGCUCCGUGCUCAACGGAUUGCAGGCAGUUCCCUCGUGGCAGACGUAUUUUGGAUCUCCAGACGGCGCUCUGCUGGGGGUGCUCAACGCAUCGUAUAAUCUCGGGGGUCUCAUCACUUUGCCGAUCGUGCCGUACGUCAACGACAGGUUUGGCCGCAAGCAUAGUAUCACGUUUGGCUCUAUCAUCCUCGUCAUAGGUGUCAUCCUGCAGUCUGCAUCCCAAAAUAUUGGCAUGUUUCUUGCCUCGCGACUCAUUCUCGGCACCGGCAUCCCUUUCGCUGUCUCAGGGGCCUCGCAACUUCUGGCUGAGCUUACCUAUCCUCGCGAGCGUGCCGUCAUUACCGGUCUUUUCAACACCUCGUGGUUCAUCGGUGCCAUUAUGGCAGCUGGGGUAACCUUGGGUACGCAUACAAUGCCCAACGACUGGGGCUGGCGUAUCCCGUCGAUUCUACAAGCUUCUCCUUCGGUCCUCCAGCUUAUCUUCAUCUGGUUCAUUCCUGAGUCCCCUCGAUGGCUCUUGUCCAAGGACCGCGGUGAGGAGGCCUUUGAGGUUCUUGUCAAAUACCAUGCGGAAGGAGACCGAAAUUCUGAAUUUGUCAAUGCCGAGUUCCGCGAAAUAUCUACACAGCUCAAGAUGGAAAUUGAAAACUCGAAGUCGCGCUGGAUCGAGCUGCUCCUGACCCCGGGGAACAGGAAACGAACUCUUAUCGCUACAUGUGUUGGUGUCUUUACCCAGUGGUCUGGAAACGGCCUUGUGUCCUACUAUCUCGCUAAGGUAUUGACAACAGUUGGUGUCACUGACAAGAAAACUCAGAACAUCAUCAACCUUUCUUUAUCGUGCUGGUUCUGGCUUUGCGCCACUGGAAGUGCCUUCAUGACCUCCUUCUUAGCCCGUCGCACCCAGUACUUGACUUCUUUUGUCGGCAUGUUUAUCUGCUUCUCAGUCUGGACUGGUGUCAGUGCCGGAUAUGCCCAGCACGCGUCGCACGCUUCGGGCACAGCUGUUGUCGCCAUGAUAUUCCUCUACAACGCAAUGUAUAGUAUCAUGCAGCCGUUGACCUACACCUACGUUACCGAGGUUUUCCCCUUCGUCCACCGCGCCAAAGGUCUCGCUAUUCUGCAAUUUUUUACUCGGGGCAGCACGGCGUUUAAUUCCUUCGUGAACCCGAUUGGUAUAGAUGAUCUUGGCUGGAAGUUCUACCUAGUCUAUGUUGCUUGGCUGGUUGUUGAGACUACUAUUAUCUUCUUCUUGUACCCCGAGACUAAGGGGCCGACACUCGAAGAGAUUGCACACAUCUUCGAUGGCCCUAACGCAGUCAUCGGAAAGACAGGCUUGGAUGAAGAAGAGGAUGUUAGCCACAUUGAACCAGUUGCACAGGCCAAGCCUAGGUAA
Molecule: messenger RNA, 1554 nt
Organism: Aspergillus steynii IBT 23096
Lineage: Eukaryota; Fungi; Ascomycota; Eurotiomycetes; Eurotiales; Aspergillaceae
Product: MFS transporter
Exons: 7
Coding region: 1-1554 (517 amino acids)
Biological process (GO): carbohydrate transport; transmembrane transport
Cellular component (GO): membrane
Molecular function (GO): carbohydrate:proton symporter activity
Source: RefSeq, a predicted model, not a curated record